AUGGGUAACGUGGUUGGAGGAAUAAAGACGAAAAAGAAGGCCAAGAUUAUGAAAAUCGACGGCGAGAUUUUCAAGCUGAAGCUGCCGGCGACCGCCGCGGACGUGCUCGGCGGUUACCCGGAGGGAUACGUGUUGCUGGAAUCACAAUCCGUAAAGAAGUACGGAAUUCGGGCCCCGCGAAUACAGCCCGAAGAGUUACUUGAGCCCGGCAAGAUUUACUUUCUGGUGGAUAUGCCCAAGUUUCCGGAGCCGGAAACCAGAAGGGCUACUUCUUUUGCCUACAUUGGCGGCGCUAAGGAGCGGCUGGAUAGGUUGAAGAUGGCAAAGCGGUCGGCUAGUGAUAUCGGGCCGGGCUCGGUUCGGGUUAAGAUGCGGAUCUGCCAUGUUUCUUCUUUCAGCUCAAUAUGCAUUCAUUGA
Molecule: messenger RNA, 417 nt
Organism: Striga hermonthica
Lineage: Eukaryota; Viridiplantae; Streptophyta; Magnoliopsida; Lamiales; Orobanchaceae
Source: the annotation of a GenBank genome assembly